AAGCGGAAGUGGCACGUGGAGGGGCCGGUGGAGGCGCCGGUGAGUAAAUGCCGCAGAUUCUGGAAAGUUCUCCUCAGUAGGCUACAUAAGGCUGAGCGAUUGGGACCUCCCCUUUUGGAUUGGUAGCUGAGCGGCGGCGGCGGCAGCGUUAGCGGCGGCGGCUGCGUGCGAGAAGGCGAGCUGCGAGCGGUGGCAGAGGCUGAGUGCAGGCUCGCGGGGUAAGCCUGAAGCAUCUUCCCGGCCGGUCGGGAGCAGGAGGCGCACGCAGCGGACCCGAGGCGGAGGCUGACCGGGCCAGCCAUGUCGGUGGUGGGACUAGACGUGGGCUCACAGAGCUGCUACAUCGCGGUGGCGCGGGCCGGGGGCAUCGAGACCAUUGCCAACGAGUUCAGCGACCGCUGUACCCCGUCAGUCAUAUCAUUUGGACCAAAAAACAGAACAAUUGGAGUCGCAGCCAAAAAUCAGCAAAUCACUCAUGCAAACAAUACAGUGUCCAGCUUUAAGAGGUUUCACGGCAGAGCGUUCAGUGACCCCUUCAUUCAGAAGGAAAAGGCAAGCCUGAGCUAUGACUUGGUCUCAAUGAAGAAUGGAGGCGUUGGAAUCAAGGUCAUGUACAUGGAUGAAGAGCAUCUCUUUAGCGUGGAGCAGAUAACAGCCAUGUUGCUGACUAAGUUAAAGGAAACUGCAGAAAACAACCUCAAGAAGCCAGUAACAGAUUGUGUCAUUUCAGUCCCCUCCUUCUUCACAGACGCUGAGAGGAGGUCUGUCCUGGAUGCUGCGCAGAUUGUGGGCUUGAACUGCUUACGGCUCAUGAACGACAUGACAGCUGUUGCUUUGAAUUACGGCAUUUAUAAGCAGGACCUGCCAGGCGCAGACGAGAAGCCUCGGGUAGUGGUGUUUGUGGACAUGGGGCACUCCUCUCUCCAGGUGUCUGCCUGCGCCUUCAACAAAGGGAAACUGAAGGUUCUGGGCACAGCAUUUGACCCCUUCUUAGGAGGAAAGAACUUUGAUGAGAAGCUGGUGGAGCAUUUUUGUGCUGAGUUUAAAACCAAGUACAAGUUAGAUGCAAAAUCUAAAAUCCGAGCCCUCCUUCGUCUCCACCAGGAGUGUGAGAAAUUGAAAAAGCUCAUGAGCUCCAACAGUACAGACUUGCCACUGAACAUUGAAUGCUUCAUGAAUGACAAAGACGUCUCUGGGAAGAUGAACAGGUCCCAGUUUGAGGAACUGUGUGCAGAACUCCUGCAAAAAAUAGAGGUCCCCCUUCAUUCACUGAUGGAACAAACGCACCUCAAGGCCGAAGAUGUGAGUGCCAUUGAGAUAGUUGGAGGUGCCACGAGAAUUCCAGCUGUGAAAGAAAGAAUUGCCAAAUUCUUUGGAAAAGAUGUCAGCACCACACUCAAUGCGGACGAAGCCGUGGCCAGAGGGUGCGCCCUGCAGUGUGCGAUUCUCUCUCCGGCAUUUAAAGUUCGAGAGUUCUCCGUCACAGAUGCCGUUCCUUUUCCAAUUUCUCUGGUCUGGAACCACGACUCAGAAGAGACCGAAGGUGUUCAUGAGGUGUUCAGUCGGAACCAUGCUGCUCCUUUCUCCAAAGUUCUCACCUUCUUGAGAAGGGGACCUUUCGAGCUGGAAGCGUUCUAUUCGGACCCUCAAGGAGUUCCAUAUCCAGAAGCCAAAAUAGGCCGUUUUGUUGUUCAGAAUGUUUCUGCACAAAAAGAUGGAGAAAAGUCUAAAGUGAAAGUCAAAGUGCGUGUGAACACACAUGGCAUCUUCACCAUCUCCACGGCAUCCAUGGUGGAAAAGGUCCCAACUGAGGAGGACGACGGGUCUUCUGUCGAGGCAGACAUGGAGUGUCCAAACCAGAAACCAGCAGAAAGCUCGGAUGUGGAUAAAAAUAGCCAGCAAGACAACAGUGAAGCUGGAACACAGCCCCAGGUACAAACUGAUGCUCAGCAAACCUCACAGUCUCCCCCUUCACCUGAACUUACCUCAGAAGAAAACAAAAUCCCAGAUGCUGACAAAGCAAAUGAAAAGAAAGUUGAUCAGCCUCCAGAAGCCAAAAAACCUAAAAUAAAAGUGGUAAACGUUGAGCUGCCUAUAGAAGCCAACUUGGUCUGGCAGCUAGGGAGAGACCUUCUUAACAUGUACAUUGAGACCGAGGGGAAGAUGAUAAUGCAGGACAAACUGGAGAAGGAGAGAAACGACGCUAAAAACGCAGUGGAGGAGUGUGUGUACGAGUUCAGGGACAAGCUGUGUGGACCAUAUGAGAAAUUCAUAUGCGAGCAGGAACAUGAGAAGUUCCUGAGGCUUCUCACAGAGACAGAAGACUGGCUGUAUGAGGAAGGAGAGGACCAGGCCAAGCAAGCAUAUAUUGACAAGCUGGAAGAGCUGAUGAAAAUGGGUACUCCUGUUAAAGUCCGGUUUCAAGAAGCUGAGGAACGGCCGAAAGUAUUGGAGGAGCUGGGGCAGCGGCUGCAGCACUAUGCCAAGAUUGCAGCGGACUUCAGAGGCAAGGAUGAGAAAUACAACCACAUUGAUGAAUCUGAAAUGAAGAAGGUUGAGAAGUCUGUUAAUGAGGUGAUGGAGUGGAUGAAUAAUGUCAUGAAUGCUCAGGCUAAAAGGAGUCUUGACCAGGACCCUGUUGUGCGCACUCAGGAGAUAAGAGCGAAAGUCAAGGAACUGAACAGCGUUUGUGAGCCUGUUGUAACUCAACCCAAACCAAAAAUUGAAUCACCUAAACUGGAGAGAACUCCCAAUGGCCCAAAUCUUGACAAGAAAGAUGAUUUAGAAGGCAAAGAUAAUUUUGGUGCUGAAGCCCCGCAUCAGAAUGGUGAAUGCCACCCUAACGAAAAGGGCUCUGUCAACAUGGACCUGGACUAGGCUCUGCACCAGCUUCCCCUCCAAGUCAUGAAAUGUUUGCCAUAGUAUGUGACUCUGUACAACAGACUUGAGUAUUUAUAUUUUCUUUCUUUUUUUUUAAGACUGUCUAGAAAUUUUGUGUAUUAUAUGGGGGAAAAGAAAAGCUUGAGUGUAGUCUUUGACCCUAAGGGAGAAUGACCUUGGUGACAGAGUCCUGUGGCAGUGUGACCCACACUGAAUGCUGUGCAGUGUUGCCGCUUGGACCGCUGAGGAGUUGAGUCUCUUUGGAGGAGACAGACUGCCUGCUUUUCAAGCGCUCCGUGAUUGGAAUCUCGGAGCAGUGCUUCUCACCAAGGUGGUUUUUUUUUUCUUUUGCAUUUUUCUCUCCAUUUCCGCAUGUGUGUGGCUGUGGGUGUUUAUAAAUGAGAUUAAGUCUGAUUUGUAAGGGCUUUCAAAAAUUAAGUCUGCCCCAUAGAGUGAUUUUGCUUCCAUUAUUACACAUUCAGCGAGUGCAACGCAGCUAGUGACCUGUAGCAGCAUGCAGAGCAGGCUGUAACCAUCACCACAGUGCACUGUCCCGUGGAGGUGCGACAGACACGGGAGAUGUAUGGAUCAUGUGAUCAUUGUGACCAUCUCAUGAGCUUUAGAAUAAAGUUCACCCUGUGGUUGGUGUCAUUUCUAAACGG
Messenger RNA from Microtus ochrogaster (prairie vole), 3542 nucleotides. It is a transcript of the gene Hsph1, whose product is annotated as heat shock protein family H (Hsp110) member 1. NCBI's taxonomy places the organism in Eukaryota, Metazoa, Chordata, Mammalia, Rodentia, Cricetidae. Gene Ontology annotation, biological process: protein folding. Gene Ontology annotation, molecular function: ATP-dependent protein folding chaperone; ATP binding. Gene Ontology annotation, cellular component: cytosol; nucleus. The record is from RefSeq and is a predicted model, not a curated record.